UGAUGUGAUGAAAAAUGUUGUUUUUCUUUGACGUCGCUAUGCAAACUUGUUGGUUGGAAACAAUAAAAAUUAUAGCGUAACGAAUUUUGCAAUGGCCAAGUUUGUUGUUGCAGGCAAAUCCAAUUGUCCGUUUUAUGCCCGAGCAGAACAUAUUGGUGACACUUUAAUGUUACGAUUGCCAGAUUUCUCAAUUCAUAAAAUUGUUUUAAAUCCUGAGGACUGGGACACGUGGGUAGAAAAAAAGUGUAUUGAAAGUGGAUGGGAACUAAAUGCAAAAGUAUAUAGUUCUCCAAUAAUAUGGAGAGAAUUAGUUAACAGGGGUGGAAAAGCAGUUUUUAUUGGAGGUUGCGAUGAAUUUUUAGAAAUAAGCAAAAUAUACUAUGGUGUUGAAUGCACGAAACUUACAAAUGAGCUAAUAAGUAUUUCAGAUGAAAAUGCAGAGACACAGAUAUCUUCAAAGAAAGUACUCCAAGAAGAAAACAAAAAUUUGUCAGAUAUAAUCUUAUUUAAAUUAGUUAUUGUAUUUAGCAGCUCUAUGAAAGAUUUUAUUUGUAGCUUGAUAUCAAAAUUACUUUCUUCUCCAUUUGAUACUCACAAAAAAAUGGAUUUAGUAAUUUGUUCAGGGGAUGUAGAAUUAAAUGAUACUUUAUUAAUGGAAUUGCAAGAUUGUGUGUUUCCUUCACUGCAUUGUGCCAAAACUGAAGUUGAUCUGCAAACUGCAAUUAUAAAUUCAGAUUACAUUAUUAUAUUUUCACCUGACAAACUGGAAAAGCUUGAACUGAAUAUUUUAAAAAGUUAUGCCAUUGCAUUAAACUUUUCUGCUAAAAAUACAACUAAAAUACUUAUUGCAGGAACUAGUGCAAUGCAAUCAUGUUUUGUUGUUUCACAUUUUGCUGAUAAAGUUUCAAAAAAAAAUUUUUAUGCGUUAUCUCGUUAUGAAGAGAAUAAAAUAAAAUCUGCUGUAGCAAAACAAAUUGGUGUUAACUCAUCAAAUGUAAAUGAAAUUUUUAUUUGGGGAUAUGAACAUCAAUUUGUUAUUGACUUGACAAAAGCUAAAGUAAAUGGGUAUGAUGGUGCAAUAUGGGCACCACAUUUGGCAGACUUUACUUAUUCUGUUGAAAAAAUAAUUUAUGAUAAAAACUGGUGUGAAGAGGCUGCAUCAAUUUAUGUAAAUUCUGCAUCACAAAAAGUAGGAGUUCUUUCCUUUUCUGCAGCUUUAGCAACACAAAUCAAAGAUAUAGUUAAUCCAAUGUGUAAAAAAAUGUUUUCUUUGGGAAUUGUAUCACAGGGAUUCUAUGGAAUUCCAGAAAAUCUUGUUUUUUCUGUUCCAGUAUUAAAUAAUGAUGGCUGUAUAACCGUGAUCGAAAAUUUUGAAUGCAACAAGAGUAUAGAGAGCAAAAUUCAAUCAUCAGCUAUGAUUUUUAAAAACCACUGUGAUAGUCUUAUUAGUAUUGCUAACACAUAAUAGUAUAUAUUUAAGUUUUAAGCUAUAAUUAUGUAUUUACAAUCUAAUAAAAGUCCAAGUCUAUAAAAGUUUUAAAAAUAACUCUAUAUUUAGGUUCAAAUAAAAGUUUAAAUCUAUAAAAGUUUUAAAAAGAACAUUGACAAUAUAGACAAUAUAAAAAACCCUUUGGUUGUUAAUUUAAUGCGUUGUUUAGAGUUAUUAUGCGUUGUUUAAAGUUAUUAUAAAAAUGUUAAUUUUUUUAAGUUAUUAAAAGAAAUCAUGUAACGUCAGUGAAGCAAUUAUAGACAAUUAUAUUUUGUAAUGAAACCCUGAUCCAAACUUUCCAUAAUAUAGAUUUCAGUUAGCUAUUUAUAUUUUUAUACUUAGUUUUGCUAUUUACUAUUUUUAAAGUGAAAUUUUUUGUUUACUUUGCAGGUUUUUCUGGGUGUUUUUUUCCAAAAUUAAUCUUUUUUUUUUUUUUUUUGUUAACUUGACUAUUAAUAAAUUUAUUUUAAAAAUUAGAAACUAUCUGUUAUUUAAAUUCUCAAAGAUAAAUGAAUAUUUUAUAUGAAAAAAGUUUUCAAAAAAUCUUUCAAUAUAAUUUUCUAAUUUGUGAGUAUACUCAAAUUGGUCUUUGCAGUAAAUACAAAUUUUUAAUUUGAAAUAGACAACUAAUAAAUAAUAUACAAUCUUAUAUUAUUGUUAAAGAAAAAAUAGAUAUUUAAGUUUUUAAUUUCAUGAGGUUUAUUGCAAGGAAAUAAGGAUAUAACUAUUUAUACAUACCAUUUUUAUUUUUAUUUUUGGUCAUUAUUGACUUAAAUAUAGGGAACAUGCAGGGAGUUUACAUACAUUGGUGAGAAAAGGUUAGGGUUGCUAUUAAGAUUGCCUGCCCUAAAUCAAACCCUGAGUCAAUCUAUGUACACUUUUUGCAUGGUCUCCCUAUUUAAGCUAGCCAAAGUGUUUUAAAAUA
This is a messenger RNA of Hydra vulgaris (swiftwater hydra), 2414 nucleotides long. RefSeq names its product putative malate dehydrogenase 1B. Gene Ontology annotation, biological process: malate metabolic process; tricarboxylic acid cycle; oxaloacetate metabolic process. The record is from RefSeq and is a predicted model, not a curated record. NCBI's taxonomy places the organism in Eukaryota, Metazoa, Cnidaria, Hydrozoa, Anthoathecata, Hydridae. Gene Ontology annotation, molecular function: L-malate dehydrogenase (NAD+) activity.